Messenger RNA from Magallana angulata, 2410 nucleotides. Its product is annotated as centrosomal protein CCDC61-like. Bases 178 to 1869 code for a protein of 563 amino acids. Lineage: Eukaryota; Metazoa; Mollusca; Bivalvia; Ostreida; Ostreidae. The transcript has 16 exons. Gene Ontology annotation, cellular component: centrosome. The record is from RefSeq and is a predicted model, not a curated record.
AUGACGUCACACAACAAUAUGGCUCUCGGGGUUUAUUCAAAGAGUUGAUGAAACAUAUAAACAGCGUUAUACGUCAUGGAGAGGAUUGUUGCAUUGUAAAACAGACCAGUUUAUUUACCGUUAAUAUUAUCCUAGCGUUUUGAUCAAUUGCUGACAAAAACUCAUCCAAAUUAGAACAUGGAGGUACCUGAUGAAACAACACUGUCUACCUCAUAUGUUUUUCGAGGCAUAGAAUAUAUCAUCACCAUGAUUAUUCAAGGAGGAAAUUCAUUAACAGUUGAAGUAGAGGAUCGCUUGACAGCAGAUCAAUGGAGAGCUCAGUUUGAUUCAGCAUAUAUUGAAGACCUGACUCACAAGACAGGAAACUUCAAACAAUUCCAUAUAUUUACUAGUAUGUUGGAAUCUGCAAUCACACAGAGUAGUGACAGUGUAUCCUUGGAUCUUCUGACCUUUGCUGAUUUAGAAUCCCUCCGUCAGAGAAAAGUUGGAACUGCUGCAGCAAAAACCAGUAUCCCUGCCAAUAGAACUGUGUCAUUGAAUUCCAAGAGAUAUCUUAUUCUGACUUACACUGUGGAAUUUGAUAGGAUCCACUAUCCCUUACCUCUUCCAUACAUGGGAAAACCUGAUCCCAGGGCAUUACAAGAAACUAUACGUCAACUGAGGGAGGAACUUAAAACUCUCAGACAUCAGCAGGGUGGCUCAGAUUUUAGGAUAAAAGAAGUUGAAAAACUACAAAAAGAAAACAAAGCCUUACUAAAAGAGAAAGAAGAAAUCGAAGAGGAAUUUUUAAGGUUUAGAAGAGAGAUGAAGAACACCUCCACAGGAAGUGCUGUAAAAGAAAUCAGAAUGUUGAAAUCAGUGACAAAGAACCUGGAGGAGGAACUGAUGAAGGAGAAGACGAGGCACCAAAGAUCCACCAGCAAGAGGAGUCAGGAAUACAGAGAUCUACUGGAGGAGGUGGAAGAAUUACGAGCUUCAGAGAGGAAUUUAAGAGUUCGAGUAAAAAGUCUCACCAAUGAGUUGGCAGUUUACAAAAGGGAUAGAGUUAGAACCUCGAGACCUUCAACUCGAGACAGGUGCAACACAUCUAGAGAUCGAUCAGGGUCAUUUACAAGAGAGAGAUCUUUAUCUCGAGACAGAUCAUGGUCCAGUGACCGCUUGUCAGCGAGAGAGAGGUCUUUGUCAAGAGAUCGCCCUUCCUCAAGAGAGCGACCCUCCUCAGCCAAUAAUAGCCGUUUCAGUAACAGAUCGUCGUCUUCCUAUUCAAAUCGUCACAACUACAAACCAAGGAGUCGGACACCAUCACCUGCAGGAGCAAGAAAUCCCAGGUUUGAUCCCACAGCAUACAUCAAAGAUAAAGAAAGAAAGAAAAAGGAGGCUUCAAUGAAAAAACAGAGAAACAUGAAAUCUAACAUAUCAGGUGUUUCCAAUAGAUCAAAACCUUCCCCUCAACACAUCUCAAGGUCUAUACGAAACAGGACAAGAACAUCAUCAUUUGGGAGUGCGGGUGAACUUAGUGACGGUGGAUUCUCCGACUCCUCCUACUCCAGACUCCGCGUCCUGAACAGGAACCCUCCGCGGAACCACCAAAGGAACGGCUCCGUUGACUCCUCCAAAGGCUCAUACCUCUCUAGUCCAGACAUUCCUCAGAAGACUCGAAGUAGAACUGGUUCAGGAAGACAAUCCAAAGUUCCUGUAUCUAGUACUCCAGAUAACGAGAUCCGAACACGACGGAAAAGACCCUCACAUAAAGAGAACAUUCCGUUAAGUGGAGAUGACAGUGAUUCUUUUGACCGCUCAGCAGAGAUUUCUGAAAUUGAUGCCAGACUGGCGCGACUCCAACAGAUGAUGAAGAACAGUAUAGACUGAGAUCAGUCGUGUGAUAGUCCAUAUAGGCUAGCAUAGACUGGGUACCAAGUUAAUAGGAACCAGAUUACUGUAAUGUACUGUACAGGGAGUCAGUUGUCGCAACACUGCAAAGUCUCAUUCCUGAACAUAAUCUUCAAAACACUGUGUGUUGUUUCUUCUCGAUACAUGUUCCAUGUAUAAGGAAAAAGAUUUUCUUUAUAUGCAGUUUUACACUGGAUGGAAAAUUGGAAGAGAACUUGGAUAUGUAUUGCAGUAACAUUAUCAGGGUUGACUAUGGUACUUUUGAAAUAUCUCUUAAAGAUUCAAACACAUUGCAUUUUUUCUAGAGCAGAUUUCUAGGGAAGAAUUAUGGUAAGAGUAGAUUUUUUAUUUAGGAUGAUAGGACAUUGUAUGAGAUUUGAAUGGAGAGGUGCAAGUUGUUAAGUUUGUACUUUUAGUCUGUGUGUAUUUAUUUAGCUGUGUAUUUGUUUCCAGUAAGGUGAGAGAAGAUGGAUCUAUUAUUUAUACAUUUAUUGGGCACAUAUUAAAACUGAUAAAUCAU